AUGACUAAAGCAGAUUCUAUACAAAUAUAUAAAUGGAAUUUCGAAAUUUCAAUAUAUACUUUUUUAUUUAUAUUUUUUUAUUCUAAUUUCAACAAUUCUUUUUUUUCUUUUAAUACGGUUUACUUUAUUUUAUCUAUCUUACCUCUAGAUUCAUAUUUUUUGAUACUGUUGCAUUUUUCGAUAUUACCAUUUAUAAGUAAUUUUACAUUUCCAUCACUAAGUAUAGAAGAAAUAUCUCUUGUCUCUCAAGUUCUUACUAAUUUACUGGCUUAUUUAAUAUCUUCUAAAAAUAGCUUACCACAUGAAUUAUUCUUUAUUUUAGCAAUUUUUGGACCUAUUAUAGGCGUUUUACUUGCCAUUCCUUUUUUAAAGGAAUCCAUUAAAAUUUCUCAAAUAUCUUCUCGUUAUCGUACUCCACUUAUGAAGAUUAAAUAUAUUGGAUGUGCUAUUAUUUCAUACUUCAUUAUUAUUAUAUCUAUUCUUAUAAUACAACACUAUGGAUUUAAAAAACACUUUACUAAAGACAAGAAUCUUAUUUUCUGGCUUAUUAAUUAUAUAAUAUAUGAAAAUGGGUCUGUUAUAAGACAAAAAAUGUUGCUUUGGUGGUUUACUUGUUUAAUUAUUAGUAUUUUUUUUAUAAGAACAUUUUUUUGCCAACAUAAAUCAAAAAUGGUCUGUAAUAAUAAAAAAAUAUUAUAUAGUGAGUUGAAUAAAAAAAGGAAAUUUUUUCAUGCAGUAAUUGUAAUAAUGUUUCUUCCAACAUUAUAUUUAGAUCCUUUAUUUUCAAAUAUAUCAUUUUCUAUUGCACUUUUAUUAUUUUUUAUUUCUGAGGUUAUUAGAGUGUUUGCAUUACCACCUUAUGGACUAUCUUUACAUUCUUUUUUAUCUAAAUUUACCGAUGAACGUGAUAAUAAAGGCAAAAUUAUAAUUAGUCAUUUUUAUCUUCUUAUAGGAUGCGCUAGUCCAUUAUGGCUAGAUUUUGCUGGCAUUGUAUUUGAUCAACAAAAUCAAUAUAAACUUAAGUUGGGCACUAUUAGUGGUAUACUAUGUUUAGGUUUUGGUGAUUCUGCAGCCAGUCUUGUUGGAAAAAAAAUUGGUAAACUACAUUGGCCCAAUUCUAAAAAAACACUAGAGGGGACAUUUGCAUUUAUUUUAGCAGUAUUUUUUGGCGGGAUACUAACAGAAUAUAUGUCUUGGAUAAAUGACGUUAUUAUAUGGACCGAUUUUUUCAUGGCAACUAUUAUGACUGGUAAGUAA
Molecule: messenger RNA, 1257 nt
Organism: Pneumocystis jirovecii RU7
Lineage: Eukaryota; Fungi; Ascomycota; Pneumocystomycetes; Pneumocystales; Pneumocystaceae
Product: dolichol kinase
Exons: 4
Coding region: 1-1257 (418 amino acids)
Biological process (GO): dolichyl monophosphate biosynthetic process
Cellular component (GO): endoplasmic reticulum membrane
Molecular function (GO): dolichol kinase activity
Source: RefSeq, a predicted model, not a curated record